Molecule: messenger RNA, 956 nt
Organism: Fulmarus glacialis (Northern fulmar)
Lineage: Eukaryota; Metazoa; Chordata; Aves; Procellariiformes; Procellariidae
Gene: MRPS35
Product: mitochondrial ribosomal protein S35
Exons: 6
Coding region: 36-839 (267 amino acids)
Biological process (GO): mitochondrial translation
Cellular component (GO): mitochondrial small ribosomal subunit
Molecular function (GO): structural constituent of ribosome
Source: RefSeq, a predicted model, not a curated record
CAAUUAAUUAGCAUGCACCUCCCAGAAGUGAGAGGAUGACUGUUGAUCAGGACUGGAGCAGUGUUUAUCCAACAGCAGCUGCGUUUAAACCUGCCUCUGUGCCUCUCCCAAUUCGAAUGGGUUACCCAGUGAAGAGAGGAGUACCUCCACCAAAAGAAGGCAACUUGGAACUUAUAAAGAUUCCCAAUUUUUUGCAUCUUACUCCUCCUGCAAUUAAGAAACACUGUGCAGCUCUUAAAGAUUUCUGCACUGAAUGGCCAAGUGCUUUGGACAGUGAUGAGAAAUGUGAACAGCAUUUUCCUAUUGAAAUUGAAACAGUAGAUUAUGUUUCUGCAGGGACAUCUAUUCGUAAUCCCAAAGCAAGAGUGGUGACUUUAAGAGUUAAACUUUCUAACCUGAAUUUGGAUGACCAUGCAAAGAAGAAGCUCAUUAAACUUGUAGGAGAGCGGUACUGUAAGGAUACAGAUAUGCUCACAAUUACAACAGACAGGUGUCCGCUUAGAAGACAGAACUAUGAUUAUGGCGUACACCUCCUCACAGUAUUGUACCAUGAAUCUUGGAAAACUGAGAUGUGGGAGAGCGAGAAGAGUGAGGAAGACAUGGAAGAGUAUAUCUGGGAAAACAGCUGCUCUCAGAAAAAUGCCUUGGAUACACUACUUCGAAUAAAAGCCUCAGAGAAUGUCAGUAAUGUAACUAAGGAAGAGCUUCUUGCAUCUGAAGUGGUUCAGAAUUACAGAAACUCUGUAAUUGCACUUAAAAAUGAAGGUGAAACAGAAAAUAACAUGUCCCAGUAUAAGGAAUCUGUGAAGAAACUAUUGAAUAUACAAGCAUUACCAUGAGAGCAGAUUCUGCAGGUACAUCUGAUUAUUACAGAAAUAUUAAACUACUAUGUUAAUAUUUCUAUAUGAUAUGGAUAUAUAAUUAUUCAGAACCUUAACCAAAAAUAUGAAACUUGA